Messenger RNA from Cyprinodon variegatus (sheepshead minnow), 1628 nucleotides. It is a transcript of the gene anxa14, whose product is annotated as annexin A2-like. The transcript has 13 exons. Gene Ontology annotation, molecular function: calcium ion binding; calcium-dependent phospholipid binding. Lineage: Eukaryota; Metazoa; Chordata; Actinopteri; Cyprinodontiformes; Cyprinodontidae. The record is from RefSeq and is a predicted model, not a curated record. The coding region runs from base 344 to 1288 and encodes 314 amino acids. Gene Ontology annotation, cellular component: cytoplasm.
CUCUGGUUAUCCUAAAAUCAGGAGCAUCACUUCCUGUCAGAGCGGCCAUUGGCUCAGAGUCAUAUUUCACUGGAACGAAACGAACUAACCUGCCUGUCAGGAUUCCUGUUUAUCCAGGAAACAAUCAUUUCCAGGUGGGCUGUAGGAUCCUUCCCACUGACCAAUGUGCUGCCAGAGUUCAGAGGAUGCUGAGCUCUGAUUGGCCGGGAGCUGUGCUGCAGCAGGUGGGUGUUCCUGCAGCAGCUGAGUCUGGUCAAGACCAGAGGAGCAGAAGGAGCCCAGAGUUCUGGUUCAGGACUUUGUUGAUGGUUGAAGAGACUCUGAGCUGAAGUUCAUCUGGGUCAUGGAUCCUGAUUCCUCCUCUUCUGACAUGUGGUGGGGGACUCUCGGUACCGUCCGGCCGUUCUCCAACUUCCAUCCUGAGAGAGAUGUGCAGGAGAUCCAGGCGGCGCUGGAGAGGAAAGACGCGGUGACGCUGGUGAGGAUUCUGACCAAUCGCAGCAACGCCCAGAGACAAGUCAUCGCCCAGAGCUUUGAGGAGCAAACAAAGCAGGACCUGAGUGCAGCUCUGAAGAAGGCUCUAUCUGGAGACCUGGAGGACCUUCUGCUGCAGCUGAUGAUGCUCCCGGACCAGCUGGAGGCCCACCGGCUGAAGGAUGCCAUGGCGGGUUUGGGCACCGAUGAGGAAACGCUGCUGGAGAUUCUGUGCACCCGCUCUGGAAGGAGGCUGCAGGAGGUCAGCGCCGUCUACAAACGCCUUUAUAAGAAGGAUCUGGAGAAGGAGCUGAAAGCAGAGACCAGCGGAGACUUUGCUAAACUGGUUGUGGCGUUGCUGAAUAAGGGUGUUUCUACAGGAGGCGUUCAGAGAGACGUUCAGGCUCUCGCUGCAUCUCUGAGUGGGAAAAAAGCUGAAGCAGGUCCUUGGAUCAACAUCCUGACAUCCAGAGACUCUGGUCACCUGAAGAAAGUGCUGAUGGAGCUGGAACUGGAGACCGGCCAGAUGGUGGAUCAGACGGUGGAGAAACGCUUCUCGGGGGACUUUAGACUCGGUCUGCGGGUUCUGGUUCAGUGCAUCCAGAACCCGGAGGUCUACCUCGCCCAGAGGCUGGUCACCAUGAAGACCUCAUUGGUUCACGGCAUCAUGGUGUCCCACAGUGAGGAGGACCUGCUGGCCAUCAGAGCCGCCUUCCUCAGACUCAGCGGAUCUUCUCUGUUCUCUGCUCUGCAGAACCAUUUUAAAGGACAACAUCUGCAGGCUCUGCAGGCCGUCUGUCGGUCUGAAGACUGAUCUGAAUCUGCUGGAACCAGGAACCAGUUUAUUCACAUUUUACAGCCAGUUUCUGACUCUUAUCUGUAACUUCUAUGUUUAGUUUCUGCUGCGUAACACCAGGAUCCUACAUGAAGCCGGAUCACAUUCACACCUGAUAUCAUUCAGUCUGAAUCGUCUUUAAUAAAAACAGUCAAACAAACUCGUUAAAGAACCGAGUCCAGACUCGUCUGGUUCUUUAACGAGUCCUGAGGGUCUGUCAGGGAAAACCGACGAGGAAGACGAGGAAACACUGCAGCAGAUUCUGAGCUUUGAUCAAUUAAAUCAAUAAAACUUUUGAUCCUAAUUUGUUUCUUCAUCA